AUGACCAAGGCAUACGAUCGAGUGGAUUGGCAUUAUCUUGAGCAGGUAAUGAGGCAGCUAGGUUUCCACACCUUAUGGAUUGGAUGGGUCAUGGAAUGCGUAAAAACGGUAUCCUUCUCUAUAACCGUGAAUGGGGAAGCUGGGGAGUCUUUUCACCCUAGUAGAGGUAUUCGCCAAGGCUGCCCUUUAUCACCUUAUUUAUUUCUAUUGUGUGGUGAGGGAUUUACAGCGCUUUGCAUUGAUCAUGUAAGUAAAAAGCUUCUCUAUGGCUUUCGUAUUAAUCGUCAUUGCCCGGUUGUUUCCCAUUUAUUAUUUGCGGAUGAUUCUGUUGUGUAUUAUCAAGCAAUGGAGCGAGAUUGUGCUGCUCUAUAUAAUAUUAUGGAGUUGUAUGAAGCUGAUCUGCUAAUGAAUCAAAUCUCUGCCGAGAUUGCAAAAUUUUGGUGGGGUUCAAAAGAAGCGGAACGCAAAAUUCACUGGAUAAAAUGGGAUAAGCUGAGUCGGUGUAAAGGCAAAGGUGGAUUGGGGUUUCGUGACUUGGACGUUUUUAACAGGGCCUUGAUAGCUAAACAAGGGUGGAAGUUGAUUUCCGGUGAACCAUCUCUCUUCAAACGAAUUUUCAAGGGCAAAUACUUUCCCAACACGACUUUCUUCAAUGCAAAUGUAAGUAGCCAGGCAUCGUGGGCUCUGAGAAGCAUUUGUUGGGCUAGAGAGUUACUCAAUAAAGGUUGGAGGUGGCAGGUUUGUUCAGGAAAAGACAUUCGAAUUUGGGAGGACCAUUGGCUACCAAAACCACCAGCUUUCAAGGUCAGCCCGAGUUCGGUAAUAAGUAGCACCAUAACUUAUGUUUCUGAUCUUAUUGACAAUUCCACAAAGACUUGGAAGAUGCAGCUGAUCAAAGAAAGUUUCAAUGAAGAAGAGACAACUGUUAUCCUUUCCUUGCCUAUUAGUACCACGCAAAGAAGGGAUCGCAAAGUAUGGCAUUACUCCCCAAAUGGUGUAUUCACUGUAAAAUCUGCUUAUUGCUUGGAAAAAGAGAGCUUGAUCAAUGAGCUGGAUAAUCACGGAGCUCAAACUAGUUCUGCUAAUGUGAUGGCACUGAUUUGGAAGAAGUUAUGGGGCUUGCCUAUCCUCCCAAAGAUCAAAUUUUUUGCUUGGAAGUGUUUCAAUGAAGCUCUAGCAACCAACUCAGCCCUAACCGCUAAGAAGAAAAGACCUGAGGAAGGCAUGAUAAAAAUUAAUGUUGAUGCAGCGGUAUCAAAGGCAACGAGCACUAUUGGCACAGGAGCAAUUGCUCGGAAUGCGAACGGCUCCAUUUUGGAAAUCUUUAAUAAGUCAUAUGAAGGUCUCACCUCUCCACGGCUUGCGGAGGCUAUGGCAAUUAGAAAUGGAUUGAAUUUGGGUGUUGCUCUGAAUGUAGGACGUGUUCUUAUUGAAUCGGAUGCGGAAUCGAUUGUCCGAAGCUGUUCCAUGUCAAAAAUCCACCCUCUGAUAUUGCAGUUUUGGUACAAGAUUGUUUAG
This is a messenger RNA of Rhododendron vialii, 1518 nucleotides long. RefSeq lists its product as uncharacterized. The record is from RefSeq and is a predicted model, not a curated record. The coding region runs from base 1 to 1518 and encodes 505 amino acids. Lineage: Eukaryota; Viridiplantae; Streptophyta; Magnoliopsida; Ericales; Ericaceae. The transcript has 3 exons. Gene Ontology annotation, molecular function: RNA-DNA hybrid ribonuclease activity; nucleic acid binding.